Messenger RNA from Sander lucioperca (pikeperch), 1554 nucleotides. RefSeq names its product motile sperm domain-containing protein 1-like. NCBI's taxonomy places the organism in Eukaryota, Metazoa, Chordata, Actinopteri, Perciformes, Percidae. The transcript is spliced from 6 exons. Gene Ontology annotation, cellular component: cytoplasm. Bases 259 to 993 code for a protein of 244 amino acids. The record is from RefSeq and is a predicted model, not a curated record.
AUCUAGAGGGGGCGGAGCUUGUGGAAAGCAACAGCUUGGAGUGAACGGAGGGUGAGUAGAGACUCGAACCCGCGGUUCUACUGAAUAAAGUCCAGUCUGACUGCUUCUGCGGACACUUCCCGGGUCUGUGGACGUUUCCAGCAGCUAACGGUGAUUUCUGCUUGGGGGCAGGGCCAUGCUGUGACGUCACAGUGCCCAGGCGUCCAAUGACAGCGCUCGGAUCAUGGCUGCGUGUGGGACACCACAACGAGCGGACCAAUGAGGCGGAAGAACAACCAUGACGUACCGGGACAGGGACAGGGACAGGGACAAGGACAGGGGGGGCGCAGCGGCGUUACCGCGGCAACGGGUGUCGGGGCGACAGGUGGCGGGGAGACAGGCGGUGUUACCGCGGCGACGCUGCCUGUCUUCCUGUUCCCCUCGGAGCUUCUCUUCUUCUCUGAACAGAGACGCUGCCACCGCAGAGUUCUCACUCUCUACAACCCUUACAGCUUCACCCUGGACUACAAGAUGUUGUGCACGUCUCCGUCUCUCUACCGAGUGCUGGAGGCCGAGGGCAGCGUCCGAGCCAAGUCUUGUGUCGACCUGGUGGUGCGCCACCUGGACGUGUCCCCGGCUAACUGCGGCCGCAGAGACCGGUUCCGCCUGGAGGUGAGAGGAGGAGGCCAGCGGGGGGGACGGGAGGUCUGGGCCGAGCUGAGAAGGGGGGAGGAGGGGGGAGGAGAGGGGGAGGAAGAGGAGGAGAGGAAGAGGAGGAGACCAGGAGGACAACAGCAGAGGGCGCUGCAGCUGCCGGUCCACACAGCUGUGCGUCCCAGUGUGUCUCAGUGGCUGCUGUGUGUGCUGCUGGCCCUGCUGUGUGUCGCAGUGUUGAUGCUCCCCCUCCACACUGACAGCGGCUCAAUGGUUCCACGCUGCCUGCACGUCUCCACCAAUCAGAAGCUGGCCUGUGCCUACACACUAGGUCUUCUCACCAUGGUGUUUCUACGGUGACAACACGCUGCCUCCGCUGUUUUGAUGGACAGCCUCAUGACCUCUGACACACACACACACACACACACACACACACCCAAAUGGAGCGCUGCAGCGGGGGAGAAAACUUUAUUUAAACUGGACCAGAGCCAGUCCAAGCUGUGGCUCGGGGCCCUGAAGAGGUCUUCAUCAUUGACAUUACAGGUCAUUUAGGCUUGUGUCAUAUCCACUGCUCCACCGUUCAUCAGCUAGGAAUCAAUAAAGUUUCUCUGGAAGGUAGACAGCGUGCAGCGGGAGGAGUUGGAGCUUUCUAAUAAAUGUGGUACGGGUUUUAAAAAGUUUCAAUAUUUUGGGGAAAAAUGUGAAAUAUUAAAAGACAAACAAUCUUAAUAUUUUGUUUUAAAAACUGUGAAAAUAAAGGUUUUUGUUUGUUUGAAUAACUUUAUUGACAUUCUUACAUCAGAGUUAAACAGGAGAAGAAUAUUAUAAACGUAAUAAUGUUCAUGAAUAUUUAUUCCACAAUCUUUUCUUUUUGGCAGUAAUCAGCUGCCGUAUUUCCAAAAUAAAAUACCUUCCUGUGAA